Molecule: messenger RNA, 522 nt
Organism: Haemonchus placei
Lineage: Eukaryota; Metazoa; Nematoda; Chromadorea; Rhabditida; Trichostrongylidae
Source: the annotation of a GenBank genome assembly
AUGACGACAGCCGUGUCUGGAUGCAAGUUUUGCGACAUAGCUAACUACAAGAAGGAUUUGCAUCUUAGAGAGUCAGAAAAGUGCGUUAUUAUUCGGGACAUUAAACCGAAAACACCGCAUCAUUUCCUUGCCGUCAGCAAAGCUCACAUCAACAAACCGACAGAUCUCACUGCAGCUGACAUUCCGCUACUGGUCGAUAUGGAAAAGACGGGCCGAGAGUAUCUUCGAGCAGAGUUGAAAGCAAAAGGAGAAGCGGAUACUGUAGAAGAUAUGCUUCGAGUUGGAUUCCACUGGCCACCGUUGAUCACCGUCAAUCAUUUACACAUGCACAUACUGUAUCCCAUAAGCGAGCUGGGCUUCUUCUCCCGUCAUUUGACGUUCCGUCCAGGAAAAGUUUUUCGAACCACGACUGAAGUGAUUGAAGAACUAAGGAAGGAGGCCAAAAUUCCAGAUCCUCUUCAGAAUAACCCUGCAAAGGACGAUGAACCGGAAGCUUUGCCAGCACACGCUGUCGUCAAUUAA